AUGGCGGCCCUCGGCAUGUUACGUGUUACCGGGAGAGGCCUCUCGCGGCUAGUCUCUGGGGUGCCACGCCGGGAAUUUUGGUCUCGAUCCAGAAAUGAGAAAGAGCCGGUGGUGGCUGAGCUGGUAGAGGAGGUGAAGAAGGAACCCGUCCUGGUGUGUCCACCAUUACGAAGCAGAAGGUAUGUGCCACCUGAUGAUCUGCAGAGUCAUCUGGAAUCUCGAGUCAAGGAAGUUUUUGGCCCAUCUGUUCCUCGGGAUUGGCAGGACAUCUCCUUGGAAGACGGUCAUCUGAAGUUUAGUCUCCUGGCACAGCUAGCUGAUGACCUGGGCCACGCAGUGCCUAACUCAAGGCUUCAUCAGAUAUGCACAGUCAGAGACGUGCUUGAUUUCUACAGUGUCCCUGUUAAGGAUCAGUCUAAAUUUGAUGAACUUAUUGUCAAUAAUCUGCCUCCCAAUUUGAAAAUCACUUGGAAUUACUGA
Messenger RNA from Elephantulus edwardii (Cape elephant shrew), 480 nucleotides. It is a transcript of the gene MRPL50, whose product is annotated as mitochondrial ribosomal protein L50. The transcript has 2 exons. Gene Ontology annotation, cellular component: mitochondrial large ribosomal subunit; mitochondrion. NCBI's taxonomy places the organism in Eukaryota, Metazoa, Chordata, Mammalia, Macroscelidea, Macroscelididae. The coding region runs from base 1 to 480 and encodes 159 amino acids. The record is from RefSeq and is a predicted model, not a curated record.